Prionailurus viverrinus (fishing cat) is the source of this 3726-nucleotide messenger RNA. It is a transcript of the gene SLC30A10, whose product is annotated as solute carrier family 30 member 10. Gene Ontology annotation, cellular component: membrane. The record is from RefSeq and is a predicted model, not a curated record. Bases 1 to 1266 code for a protein of 421 amino acids. Gene Ontology annotation, molecular function: zinc ion transmembrane transporter activity. Lineage: Eukaryota; Metazoa; Chordata; Mammalia; Carnivora; Felidae. Gene Ontology annotation, biological process: detoxification of zinc ion; manganese ion transport; intracellular zinc ion homeostasis. The transcript has 4 exons.
AUGGGGCGAUACUCGGGAAGAAGCUUCCGGUUAGUCCUCCUGUGCGCGGUGAGCGUCCUCCUGUUCGUGAUGGAGCUGGUGAUCGCCCACAUAGGCAACUCCCUCUCCCUGGCCUCCGAUGCCUUCGCCGUCCUCUCCCACUUUGUUUCCAUGAUCAUCGCCUGGCUUGGCGUGAGGGCCAGCAGGAUAAAACGGCACAGGAAGAGCACUUUCGGCUUUCUCCGGGCAGAUGUGGUGGGAGCGUUUGGCAACUCCAUUUUUGCCGUGGCUCUGAUGUUCAGCAUCCUGGUGGAAGCUGUCAAAAGGUAUAUCGAUCCCCAGAAGACAGAGGAGCCACUGCUGGUUCUCAGUGCUGGAGUUAUUGGCCUCUUAUUCAGUGUCCUUAACUAUGUCACCUUGGACUGCUGUUACUGCUCGGCACACAGGCCCCAGGGAGACACUGAAACAGGUGAUUCUCUGAACACCCAGAAUGAGCCAGAAGAGACUAUGAAAAAGGAGAAAAAGUCGGAAGCCCUGAAUAUCAGAGGUGUCCUUUUGCAUGUGAUGGGCGACGCCCUGGGGUCAGUGGUUGUGGUGGUCACGGCCAUCAUAUUCUACGUGCGUCCCCUGAAAGGCGAGGACCCAUGUAACUGGCAGUGCUACAUAGACCCCAGCCUGACCGUCAUCAUGGUCGCCAUCAUUUUGUCAUCUGCCUUCCCACUCAUCAAGGAGACUGCUGCCAUUCUGCUGCAGAUGGUCCCCAAAGGAGUCAACACAGAGGAGCUGAUGAGUAAACUCUCGGCCGUGCCCGGGGUUAGCAGUGUACAUGAAGUGCACAUCUGGGAACUUAUAAGUGGAAAGAUCAUUGCCACCCUGCACAUCAAGUAUCGGAAGGACAGGGGCUAUCAGGACGCCAGUAUGAAAAUUCGAGAAAUCUUCCACAAUGCGGGAAUCCACAAUGUGACCAUCCAGUUUGAGCACGUGGACUUGAAGGAGACCAUGGAGCAGAAGGAUCUGCUGUUGCUCUGUAGUUCACCCUGCAUCUCCAAGGGCUGUGAGAAACAGCUGUGCUGCCCGCCCGGGGCCCUGCCUCUGGCCCACGUCAAUGGCUGCGCAGAGCACAAUGGCUGUCCCCCUCUGGACACGUACCCAAGUGAUGGUCUCCGUGGACAAGUAACAAGAGAAGUGGCUAUUGAAGUAUCUUUGGACAGCUGUCUGAGUGACCACGGACAAGCUCUGAGCAAAACUCAGGAGGACCAACAUUAUGUCAACAGCACACAUUUUUAAUCUUGUCCUGACGUACACAGACAGUAUAGACGAGGUGUUCGGGCUUGUGGAAGGACCUCUGCGGGCUGUAGGCACUGGUCCAAUUCAUGGUGUGCGCGCUCUGUGUUCAUCAACGGGCUGGUUGUUUGGGAUGUUAAUUGCAUGUGUCUGUUAAUUUUUAUGUGACUGUGAACUCCUUUACGUCGUCCUGGGUAUCUCAUGCUGCUCUUCAACAAACUCACUGUUUUAGUUUGAACAUUUACUUCAAAAAGCAAACCAUGCCAGCAUACGUAUCAGGGACAUUGAAGGCUGGGACUCAAUGGCUGUGGACACAGGAUUCAAAGUAGUUUUUGUUUUAAAGUGAUUUCGAUUUUGUGGCUGACUCUCAGGUGAGCUCAUAGCCAAGUACAUUGAAAAAACUAAAGAACCAUGUUAGCUAAUGUUUUUUUCAUUCCAUCAUAAGAUCAUAAAAGAGGAAGGUUGGGUAGUCCUGUCACUGCAGAAUUUUUGUUCUUUGACUUGUUUUCAAAUAAAUGCAAAAUGAAUACCUAUUAAAGUAGAAAAUAGUCUCAGAACAUCAAAGGAAGGAGAGGUUAUUGGGGGAAGACAGGAAGAAAAUGCCUCCUGACUACCUCUUCAUUUUGCAGGGUGGAGAGAAAACUAGUGUUUACUUUCUGCUGUGAACUGAACUACAACUAUAGGGUGCUUCAAAUGUUUAAUACACAAAUGCUUUUUUUUUUUCACUUGGAAGUGUGGGAAUAUUUCUACUUCCUGAAGUAUGACACAAUACUUACAUUCUGUCUUGUAGAAUCAGUCCAGUUGGGAUUGUUUUCAUUUAUUGCUUAAUGACUUAUUUGUCCAAAUUUCCUUUGAGUCUUCUUUUAUAUGAUCAUGUGGAUAUAUGUAGCAUUUAUCAGGAGAAAAUGGAUAUUUCUGGGAGAGAAUAAUAUAUGACACUGAGUAUUCCUUCCUGCCAAAAAUAAGCUGGAUUGACUUUUCUUCCAUUAGACAUAUUUUAAAGUAUUUAGUAGAGUUGCCAACUAGUAACUUCAUGGAAAAGUCUAUGUGUAGAGAGACCCCGAUGGGUUGCAAAAUUGACUGACAACGAUCACCUCUUAGGCUCUAGACACAGAGUCCUGUUGUAAAUCUGUGCGGUACUCAAACAGAAAUCCUGGGUUGGUGAUGCAAAAAGCACCCACAUUUUUCAGCAUUAAUGCCGUUUAAACAAAUGUCUUAGUGUCCGUUCUUAGGCUGAAAUAAGUAAGCAUCUGUGAUCAGUAGGAUAAGAAUUUUUUUUCAUUCCUUGAAAAUUUAUUAUCUGAGUUUAAAUUGGCCAUGAAUUAGUCGAAUACGUUUUUGUCCCUAGGAGUUUGUUGGACUAGUCUAUAGAUAGUGUAUAGCCAAAAGAGGGGUAAAAUAUAAGACAACAUUUUUAUCUUUAAUCUUAAAAGUAUGGCAUGCACUCACAAAAAAAAAAAAACCAGGGGAUUCUCUUUGAAACUCACCACAGUGAUAAGUGGACCAAAAUCUAGACAGAUGUUGGUUGAGAUGCCUUGACUGGAGCCAAAGAGGAAGUCUGUCCCUCACUUCCAAUUGGUUCCCAUCAUUCGGCUUUUUAUUAGAAGGAAAAGAUUAUAAUUUUCUAGUUUCUGUGCCCCUGGCUAAAGAAAUGCAGACUAGUUUACAUCCAGAUAAUGUUCUCUACUCUCUAAAGUAUUUUUUAGGCAAGGAAAAGGCACUAAAUUUAAAUGUAACAAAUUUACCACAGAGGUAGCUUGACGACCACUUAAUCACAUACCGCAUUAUGGAGUGGAGUCAUUGUGAAAUAAUCCCUUUUAAGACAGCUAAGAGUACAUUUAAUGAGUUCAAACAAGCUCAUUCAGUGCAAUAUUUUUGUAUGGGGUUAAGUGGUUUCCUCUGUCAUCUCAGGCAGUCAUCGUGACAUCCUCUGUCAUCGUGAUGCCUGCAGUACGAUAUUUUUACUUGAGUUUUACUCUCUCUUUAGUUGUCCUGCAUUUCAAGUCUCCCAAGGAAAUGCAGGAACUUUCUUCUCGUUGGGUCAGUUUUCCUGGUGGCUCUAGGGCCUGCUGAACAGUGGCUUUACCCAACACUGUUUUCCUCUGGGAUUAGAAAGAUGCUGUCAUUUCACUUUCUAGUGUUCCUGUGUGCUUAGGUUCAUUCCAGAAAUCUUUCCUUCUUUUUUUUUUUUUUGAAAUGAAAAUAAUUUUUUUAAAAGUCUAGGGUGUCCUCUAGGACAUUGCUACAUGUAGGGCAUUGCUACAUCCCCUGGAGGCAAAUUUGUCUCUAUUUCUGAGUUACUGACUUAAACUAAGGGUAGGUGAGAGUUAUUGCUGACAAAAGUCCUUCGAGAGCCCUGUAUUCAUUUUAAUAGUAUCAGUUCUGCAGAAUUCAUUCUUUAAAAAAUGAAUUUUAGGCUGGGUGUCUCAGUUGUUUAAGCAUCCAACUCUUGAUUUCAGCUCA